Molecule: messenger RNA, 1611 nt
Organism: Lingula anatina
Lineage: Eukaryota; Metazoa; Brachiopoda; Lingulata; Lingulida; Lingulidae
Product: popeye domain-containing protein 3
Biological process (GO): skeletal muscle tissue development; striated muscle cell differentiation; regulation of membrane potential
Cellular component (GO): sarcolemma
Molecular function (GO): cAMP binding
Source: RefSeq, a predicted model, not a curated record
CAAAAUUUUAUUAUCACGACAAAAACUGAACAGAGCUAUUUCGGACAAGAAGAAAAUGUCAUUAUAGCCAGGAAUUAGAAGCCUUUUGUUAAACGUUGCGUAUCCGAAUCUACUGGCACAAAGCUAACAGGGGCCUGUAGAUGCCCACGCAGAAUCUCGCCACAAUGAAGAUAAGCUUUGAAAACACAACAGAUCCAUCAAGCUAUGUCAUAAUGGGGGCAGUAUCCAAUGAAUCUCUACUUGACAAUAUCUCCACGACUUCUUGGAUGGGUUGUGAAUGGCUGCCACCAAAUCAUGUGUACUUUCAAAUGGCCAACGUUUGCCUUCUACUUUCCUACUUGGCGCCAAAUGGAAUAUAUGGCUUGUUGUUCUUGAGGACUGUUCUUUGCAUAGCGUCAAUAUUUUUUUCAGUUUGGGGAUGGGACGUGCUGUGUGCUUUUGACACUUUCCUAUGGAACUUUUUCUUAGCUAUAAUCAACUUUGUACAAGCAGUGCUCAUUAUCUAUCACCUUAGACCACUUUCUUUUCCACCAGAGAUUGAAUUGAUGUAUGAGCAGUUAUUUAAACCCCUGAAAGUUCCAAGGCAUCUUUUCAAAAAAGCAGUGGAUCUCCAUGAUGGCAUAUUCAGUGUAAAUAAAGGGGAACUAUUUGCCACAGAAGGGUCAACUAAAACUAGUGGAUUGUCUCUCCUCAUCUCUGGGAGAAUGUCAGUAUCAAUAACAGGCAAGUUUGCUCAUGAAAUCAGUGAAUUUCAGUUCCUUGACUCUCCUGAGUAUGUGUCUUUCACUGAGCAUGAUUGCUUUAAGGUGACUAUAGUGGCUUUGGAGGACUGUCGCUACAUUCGCUGGUCCAAGAGCAGGAUCAAAAAUGCUCUAUCAAAGGAGCCAUUCCUCAGUGCCAUAUUUGAGAAUGUGAUUGGGAGAGAUAUUGCAAGUAAGCUUUUCAUGAUGAACAGACAUCUCCUAAAUUCCCCACUGUCUUUAGAGAACUUGAGGGCAGCUGAUCUAUGUACAUUGGAAAUGGAAAUUGUGGCCACUUGUCUUGAUGAAAUUACCAAUGAAGGUGAUACGGGACUUCAGUACAAAAGCUUGCCUACUCUUGCAGUUCUACAUGGAAUUACACACACUGAAAGAAAUGUCGAGGAGGAAACGGCAUUGGACAGUUUACUUGUAUCGCGGCCGUCUACAAGCACUUCUUUUCCUGUACUUAACAGAAAGAAAUCAGAAAGAGAUACUGCAGUUUAAAGUGCUUUUUUAUUUAAAAAGAUUUUACUAUUUUAGAGACUAUUUAUAAAUGCCAUUUUGUUUUGACGCUGUAUAUUAUAAUUUAUAUCAUUUUAUUUGGAUUGUUUUUAAGAGAUAUUUUUAUCAGAUUCUGCGGCAAAACAGGACUAAUAAACAACACAACAUUUUCUAAUAAAUUUUAUGGUUAAUGUAUUGGUUAUACAAACAAAAAUCAAUAAUGUUUAAAUGUAACUUUUAUUUGAAUUUCAAUAUUUUUAUGACAAUCAUCUUAAUAUGGUAAAAUUUAUUUUCCUUGAUUUAAGUGUGAAAUAUUAGUGUCAUUGGUAACUUUUCCCUUUUUGCAAUACUGGUAUAAGAAAGUGUAAAA